Messenger RNA from Thermothielavioides terrestris NRRL 8126, 1059 nucleotides. RefSeq lists its product as uncharacterized. Bases 1 to 1059 code for a protein of 352 amino acids. The transcript has a single exon. Lineage: Eukaryota; Fungi; Ascomycota; Sordariomycetes; Sordariales; Chaetomiaceae. The record is from RefSeq and is a predicted model, not a curated record.
AUGACGCGCAUCUUGGUUACCCUCCUGGCUGCCGCUGCGGCCCUCCAGCCGGCCGUCGCCGCUCCUAUUGCCCAGGGAGCCGGUGAGGGAGGAGUCGCUCCCCCGUCUCACACCCGCGGUCCCCGCCCGACAUGGUCCUUGCCUAGCGGACCCGGCUUCCCUCACCCCACGGGCACCCGACGCCCGCGUCCCCCCCACUCCGGCCUGCCCACCGGGCCUCACUCGUGGCCUCCUAUCCCGACGGGCCCAGCUCACUCUCACCCGCCUAAGCCCACUCACUCGUGGCCUCCUAUCCCGACGGGCCCGGCUCACUCUCACCCGCCUAAGCCCACCGGGCCUCACUCGUGGCCUCCUAUCCCGACGGGCCCGGCUCACUCUCACCCGCCUAAGCCCACCGUUUCCCACGAGGCGCCCCCGGUCAAGCGCGACGACGUGGACCCGACUCCACCGGUGCCCUCCGGCCCGGCACACUCCCAUGGCCCGCACCCUACUGGCCCGCACCCCGGCGGUCCUCACCCGACCGGCCCUCAUCCCAGCUGGCCGCACCCGACCGGUCCCCACCCGACCGGCCCUCAACCCGGCGGUCCUCACCCGACUGGCCCUCACCCUACCUGGCCGCAUCCCAGCGGUCCGCACCCCACGCUCCCUCCUCAUAGCUGGCCGCACCCCACCGGACCUCACUCGCGCCCGCCGCGCCCCACAGGACCUCACUCCCGCCCGCCCAAGCCGACGUCCUCUCCGGCGGCGAAGCCCCCGGCUAAGCGCGACGACGUGGACCCGACCCCGCCGAUUCCCUCCGGCCCGGCCCACUCCCGUCCCCCGCACCCUACCGGCCCUCACCCCAGCGGUCCUCACCCGACCUGGCCGCACCCCAGCGGUCCUCACCCGACCUGGCCGCACCCCAGCGGUCCUCAUCCGACCGGCCCUCACCCGACCUGGCCGCACCCGACCGGUCCCCAUCCCACCUGGCCUCACCCCACCUGGCCCCACCCCACCGGUCCGCUUCCCACCUGGCCUCACCCCGGUGGCCCGCGCCCGACUUCAGCUCCGCCGGCUUAA